Messenger RNA from Chaetomium strumarium, 1624 nucleotides. Its product is annotated as aspartic peptidase domain-containing protein. Gene Ontology annotation, biological process: proteolysis. The transcript has 2 exons. The coding region runs from base 300 to 1553 and encodes 417 amino acids. Gene Ontology annotation, molecular function: aspartic-type endopeptidase activity. The record is from RefSeq and is a predicted model, not a curated record. NCBI's taxonomy places the organism in Eukaryota, Fungi, Ascomycota, Sordariomycetes, Sordariales, Chaetomiaceae.
GAACUCCGAACCACCCACAUGCCACGACAGUCUUUAUCAGUUUAAGUGCCUGCCUGGUGCGGAAGUUGAUUCUUGGGACUCUCCUCUCCUUCCUCAUUCAGUCUACCUAAUCCAGCCCAUCCGCCCGGGCCAUCCCGCUCGCUUUUGUUGAUCAAGAAAAUACAAAUACUCCAGUCUCUGCUUCUUCUGCUGCAUCCGGUCAGCCAACCCAGUUCAGCUUUUCAUUCCCAUUCUCCUCCCUACUUCGGAGCCAGGUCCUCCCCCACAUACUCCGUCCCGGCGACAUCAGAGAGCUCAGCAUGGCCGUCCUCUCGAACUUGAUUGUGGCGCUGGCCGCCGGCACUGCCCUUGGCACUGCGAUCCCGCCACGCAUCGGCACCGUCACCAACGCCCGGGCAGCGAGCGGCUAUUCCAUCCAGCAAGUCCAUAAUCCGAGCUACACCCGCCACGGGCCGACCGAGCUCUUCAAGGCGUAUCGCAAGCAUGGCGGCACCAUCUCGGACGGCCUCCAUGCUGCCGUGCACAACGCCACGAGGGUAACGGCGGCCGCUGCCGCCUCCGGCACGGGAAGUGCAGCCACUACCCCCCAGGAUGGUGAUGCCGAGUACUUGACUCCGGUGAGCAUCGGCACGCCCGCGCAGGUCCUCAACCUGGACUUCGACACGGGAUCCAGCGACCUGUGGGUCUUCAGCACGGAGACGGCCAGCCGUGAGGUGGCAGGCCAGAAGCUGUACAACCCGUCCAGCAGCAGCUCGGCCAAGAGGAUGUCGGGCGCGACGUGGAAGAUCUCGUACGGCGACGGCAGCUCGUCCAGCGGCGACGUGUUCACCGACGUGGUUAGCAUCGGCGGCCUGACGGUCAAGAGCCAGGCGGUCGAAUCGGCCAAGCAGGUGUCGAGCGAGUUCACCCAGGACACGGCCAGCUCCGGCCUGCUGGGUCUCGCCUUCAGCACGCUCAACACGGUCCAGCCGACGCAGCAAAAGACCUUCUUCGACAACGCGGCCAGCUCGCUCAGCCAGAAGGUCUUCACGGCCGACCUAAAACACAACGCGCCGGGGACGUACAACUUCGGCUUCAUCGACAGCUCACUGCACACGGGCAGUAUCGCCUACACGCCCGUCGACAGCAGCCAGGGCUUCUGGGGCUUCACCGCGUCGGGCUACGCCGUCGGCUCCGGCGCCGUCAACAGGCAGAGCAUCUCGGGCAUCGCCGACACGGGCACCACGCUGCUGCUGCUCCCGGACAGCGUCGUGCGCGCCUACUACAGCCAGGUGCGCGGCGCCCAGAACGCCCAGGAGGUUGGCGGCUACGUGUUCCCGUGCUCGGCCGCGACGCCCGACUUCAAGUUUGCUGUCGCGGGGACUACCAUUACGGUUCCCGGCAAGUUCAUCAACUUCGAGCCUGUUGAUGAGGCCGGCGAGACGUGCUUUGGCGGGCUGCAGAGCUCCGGGGAUAUCGGGAUUAAUAUCUUUGGUGAUGUCGCGCUCAAGUCGGCUUUUGUGGUGUUUGACGGCGAGAAUAACCGGCUCGGGUGGGCGACCAAGCCUCUGUGAGAGCGGUUCUGCGCGCGUGGUAGCUUUUAGUGUGUAGCCUUUGUCAACUUGAAUAUCACUUGAACUUCGAG